UCGCUACAUAUCCUUCCGCUAGACCCACUAACAAAGCUCGAAAUCUCAGACAUCUAUCAAUUGAUAUACUAAAAAAAGCAUUUCUUUUUCCUAUCAUCCAUACCAAUAUCGAAUGUUCUAUGACAACAAAGACUCAGGCCUUUUUUGGGGGGACUAUUUUGUGUUUAGCUGAAGAAUAUAUCAGAGCCUAAGGUGCAAAUGUACCAAACCCAAAAUAGAGCAGAGAUGCUGAUUUGAGCCAAGGUGAGAUCUUGGUGAGAUCAACAGGACCAGUGGCCUUACAUAAAUCUCCAACCACUCAGAAAAGAUAUUUUACUGUAAAUUCAGAGGAGUACCCAAAUACCAAGUUUGAUAUGAUGUUAUAACGAUUAUUUCUAGCACAAUAGUCUCAUCUCAUGAGAUUGCCUGAGGAAAAAAAUCCAGAAGCAAGGACCAUCCUAGGACACCUGAGGACAGGUGAGGCAGACGUAGGUGUGAAAUGCAGGGACACAUUACCUUAUAUAGUCAACAGCAAAGGAUAUGAGAGCAUCUCUUUGCAUAUUCUUGCUGACGAGACGAGGUCUUCCGACUGUGCAGAGAGAGGGGCAUCUUUCUAGAUGGACCGAGAGCAGCACUCCAUCCAGCUAGAAAAACAGCAUGUCCACGACGUGUACGAUCGGAUUGCGCCGCACUUCAGCGACACACGCUACAAGGCCUGGCCUCAGGUCAAACAGUUCCUCUUGGAGCAGGAGCCAGGAAGCCUUAUUGCAGAUGUCGGAUGUGGAAAUGGGAAGUACUUGGACAUCAACCCGUUCACAUAUAAGCUCGGCUCGGACCACUGCAACAGUCUCGCCAGCAUCGCAGGAAGCAGGGGUCACGAGGUCAUGGUCUGUGACAACCUACGGCUGCCCUAUCGUGACAACUGUUUCGACGCUGCUAUCUCCAUCGCGGUGGUCCACCAUUUUGCCACGGUGGAAAGGAGGGUGGCGGCGAUACGGGAGUUGGCGCGAGUGGUACGGCCGGGCGGACAGGUUAUGAUUUAUGUGUGGGCGCUGGAGCAACAACACAGAAAGUUUGAGGCUCAAGAUGUCCUAGUCCCCUGGCACAUGCAAGCACACUACCUCCAAAGUACAGCACACAAUACCCCUAAGAAGCAGAAGAAGAUUAAAGACAAGUCCAAGAGAAACAAUCACCAUGUUCAAGAUCAUCAAGACUCCUCGAGUAAGUCCAUCCUUAGCCAAAGACCAAGUAACAACCAACACUCCCUGCACAAGAAUCACUCGCAAAGUGCAUUACAGCAAAGUUCCAAGUGCCAAGAGCCAACCAAAAGAAGGGGAAGCUUCUCAAUCCUAGGUCUGAACCUCCCCUUCACCGAGCGGAACGGAUAUCACUGGAACUCGGAGACCAGUCUGUUCCGUAGCCUGUGGAACAACAGCAUGGAACAGCUUUCCCAGGGGGAGGACAGCUACGACAAGAGAACAGCCACCUCUGUGGAAGGCUUAGACCACCAGAAUGUAACAAACAACUGCAAAACAAAUGGCGUCACGGAAGCGUAUCUUAAAGCGGAACGGCGGACUCGAUCGCUGGAUAUCGAGAACACAGAGGACAACGACGGCGUAGAAGUCUCCAUACCAAACGGCGAAACAAGAGAGCAACAAAACAAAUACGGUCCAGCAGACAGAGCAAGGAAACCGCUGGAACAAAUCCGACAAGAACAGGAACAUAUCCGUGGGCGUUCCCACUCACUUGGCGGAGAAGAUACCAACGAGAAGUAUUACCGAAAUCACCACAAAAAGCCCGAGGCGACACAUGCGGAUGCGGAGGAUUUGUCGCAGUACCACAGGUACUAUCACGUGUUCAGGGAGGGCGAACUGGCAGGUCUGAUAGAGGAAAAUGUGGAAAAUCUACACAUUCUGCAAGACUUCUACGAUCAUGCUAACUGGUGUGUCAUUGCAGAAAAGGUUCAGGUGUGGAAGAUCUAAAAAUGGUGAUAACAUAUCAAAGAAGUACUUAAAGUCUUGAACAUUGCUGCUGCCAUCAUUGUAAGAU
Messenger RNA from Branchiostoma floridae (Florida lancelet), 2028 nucleotides. RefSeq names its product probable tRNA methyltransferase 9B. Gene Ontology annotation, cellular component: cytoplasm; nucleus. Gene Ontology annotation, molecular function: tRNA binding; S-adenosylmethionine-dependent methyltransferase activity. Bases 597 to 1961 code for a protein of 454 amino acids. The transcript has 6 exons. Lineage: Eukaryota; Metazoa; Chordata; Leptocardii; Amphioxiformes; Branchiostomatidae. Gene Ontology annotation, biological process: tRNA wobble uridine modification. The record is from RefSeq and is a predicted model, not a curated record.